Molecule: messenger RNA, 4833 nt
Organism: Pantherophis guttatus
Lineage: Eukaryota; Metazoa; Chordata; Lepidosauria; Squamata; Colubridae
Gene: PCARE
Product: photoreceptor cilium actin regulator
Biological process (GO): photoreceptor cell outer segment organization; protein localization to photoreceptor outer segment
Cellular component (GO): photoreceptor outer segment; photoreceptor inner segment
Source: RefSeq, a predicted model, not a curated record
CAGAGCACAAUGGGUUGUACUCCUUCACGUAGUGAUAUUGUUAAGAAUCCUGAAACAAAGUUGAUGGAUAAAAGAAUUACAUUAGUUGACCGAGGAGGUGAAGGUUUUUCAUUUCCUUUGCUGAUCAAAGGCUCCUCUUCUUGUGAUACUGAAGGAAUAAGAGAGGAGGAGGCUCAAGUUAAAGAUCACUUCUUCAAAAAUUUAUCAAAUGAAGAGAAGGAUGUUAAUUUCUAUUCCUCAUCUGAGGAUCCUUUGCUGUCUGAGCUGGACCAGGAAGAGAAAGAAAUUGAAAAGAUAGUCUCAAAGACUGAGAUAGCUAUUUCUGAAUCGAUGAAGUUAAACAAAGGCAAACAUAUGGCAGAAGCAAUUAUGAUAAAAAAACAACAAAGUUCUGAGUCAGAAAAGGUUGAUGCUACCAUGGGAGAUAAAAGUGAAAACAACAAAAAUCAAAAACACAAAAAUGGAAAGAAGCAAAGGAACAGGCAGGGAAAAUCAGGGCGUCCUUGCAAAAUUAAAGAGAAAUCCAAUCCUUCUGCAUGUCAGCUGGAGAAAAAGGUAGAUUUCCCAGACGCUCUUGUUAAGGCCCAUCAAAACGCAUAUGCAUAUCUCAAUCCUAAUAUUGCCAAAUAUAAGGCUAUCUUAUGCAUGACAGAUCAGGUUACUGAAACGCAAUUAAUUGUGCAACAAUUGGUGAACUUUUUGCUUUUUCGGUUUGAUGGAAUCAACCACCUUUUAGAAGAAAUUAUUGAAGAUGGAGAAAACCUGCUGAAAGAAGUGGGAGGGAACCUGGUUUGGCCAGCUGGCAAAGAAAAUCCAAAAGAGCAGCCAGAUCUUUUGCAACAAUUACUACAAUACACUGUCAACAAAAUGCAGUUGUUAAAUGGAACUGUGGCCUCUUUAGCCUCUGAUGUCCUGCAGGAGUCUUGCAGCUUUUUGCAGUCUGCAAGUACCAGUUUAGAAGAAAAAAUGAAAGCAAAGCAACAUCUUGAUGAACACUUGGUCAGGAUAAUAAAGAACCUUGAAGAAUCUGCAGUUGGAUCUUCCAAUCAUUACCUUGAUGAUAUGACUCUUUAUUCUGAAGACAGUGGAAUAGGCAUUGACAGUGAAUCAGUGAAAGAUUUGAAUAUUAUUGAUCGGCAUGGAAUGGAAACAAAUUGUGAGGGCAUUCACAAAAGUCCAUGCAACUCCAGGAAUGAUGUAAGCAUGUCCCAAGACUGUAUGCUGGAAAAACCGUUUAAGAAUAUAUCUUACUCACCUCCACAGACAAGGAGUUCAAUAUCAUCAUCUGAGGUAGUAUCAAAAAUUAGAUCCACUCUUCUCCAACAUCAAAAUACCUUGAAAACUUUUAACUCUGGGCACUCUGAUAUAACCCAUGAAAGUAAUAGCUUCAAACAGAGUGAAUUGGGCAGCAUUUCCUCCACAAAUGAAGACAAUAGUGCCAACAGUUUAUCUGAGGAAGAAUGUGACUCUAUAAGUCUGUCUGAAAAAGAAAAAAAUGCUUUAUCUAAAAGAUCUAUAUCUUUUCCUGCAGCGCAAGAGAAUAGACAGAAGCCUUCCACCAAACAAAUAGAUAGCACAGAUAAUGAGAUAAUUCUCAAAAUGAAAGAUGCCAUUAGUGAAAAGAUAAAAUUUGUUCCAGCUAAAUGUCGACAAAGGGCAUGGAUGGAAGAUGAAAAUGGAAAAGAAUUUCUGAGACCUAGUACAGCCUCUGGGGGCCAGAAGACACGGAUUAAACAAAAACGGUCUAGGUCUGAGGUGUCUCUCAAAAGUCAUGCUGAGGACCCAACUCUUUUGGAACUUCAAAGAACUCAAAAAGAUCUUGACAGAAGGUUAGAAUUAUUUUAUCAAUUAAAUGGAAAAGAGGAAAUCAUUGAUACAUUGGAAAUAUUGAAUCCAAAAGAAUUGUCUGACUCAGAAUAUUUUGAGCCUAUUGCUCACAGAACUUCCACUAAUAAACUGAAAGCAUCUCUUGCUAAAAAUUUCAAUAUACUGCCUGAUUCUUCAUGUAGAUACAAUGAAAAUGUAAAAUGUAAAAAAUCGGCCACAACUGGCAUGUCUUCAGAAGAUCUGAUAUCUAUAAAAGAAAAUUAUUCUGGGACCACCAAACCGAACACUCUACCAUGUAAAUCUGUGAAAAAAUUAAUUGAAACAUUUAGCCCAUCUGAAAGUCUGGUGAAACACUCAAACUUAAGAACGUUGGGCCCAAUAAAAUGUGUCAGAAAGUUUGGACUUCAAAGUAUUUCUCCCAACCUUCCACUUUCCAAAGGAUUUGUGCCCUUAAAUCAUAAACAUCAAGUUUCACCAUUAGAAGAUACCAGUUGCAAAAACAUCAGAACUAGACAUUGUACUCUUAGUGACAAUAGUUCAAUGGAAUUUGCAAGUAGUCUUGAUACAAAUGAGGAUUCUGGUGAGAUUGAUAUGGAAAACCUACCUCCUCCACCACCUGAAAUGUUAAUGGAAAUGUUACUUGAAUCGACUGAAUGUUCAGGAGAUAUAAAGAUGGAAGAAAACUAUUUGGAAGUGGUUGAUAAGACUACCAGAGCAAAUGAACAGUGCACCACCAAGAAAAUUACUCAGAUUUCUCCACGGAGGAAACUUUCUAUCUGUUCACUUGAUUUGUUACCAAAUAAGAAACUCAGCAAUUCCCCAGCUGUCAACAAAGCACUAAAUAACGAGGUAGAUACCAUACCAAAUAAAUAUUUCUUGGAGUUGAGUGCAACUCAUAUGUCUGAUUGCCGCAAAAGGGAUGAUGAAAUGGAAAAGGUUGCAGAUCUAUACAAGCAGUCUUGUAAAAUAAUACCUCUUCCAAAUCCUAAAGAAGCAUCAGAACCAAAUGGGAGCAAUCCAGGAAACAUGAUUAACAAUGAAGUUCCUUUACCUGAAAAGCAAAGUUCUCCUGAUUUAUUAAAGAAAAAUGAGAAAACGUCAGGUUUUAUCAGCCGAAUAUCACCAGUAAGAAUACCACCUACCUCACCUCCUAAUCAGAAGAGGUUUCCAAGUCCACCACUGUAUCACAGAGCUAUUCAUCAAGUUUCUUCUCCCAUUCUACAUCAGCAACCUAGUCCCUCAACUCACUCCAGGUCAGCAAGUCCCCCAGUACAGAGAAAAGUGAUUUCCCCACCACCCCAGCAAAAUCUCUCUAAUCCUCCAGUAAUACGCAAACAACAAAGUUCCCAGAAUCAAAAAGUGUCCAGCCUACCAUCCCAUGACCAAGAAGCAAACCCACCUCCUUUUGGAACUACUCCAUCUAUUUCCCCAUUUCAGUUUCAUAGAUGUUUACAAAACAAUAUGGACUCCAAGGACGAGCCACAUUCUGCGUCCCCAAAGUUUGUUAGCAAUGCUCACUCAAUAUUUUGCCCAGCUACUUCUUCUUUAUUUGAAGCCAAGCCAGUGGUGUCAUCAAACAUCAACCCAAUGGGAGGGGCUGUGGCCCACCCUGAAGCCUCAACAUCUGUAAGGAGAAAUAGCAUCAGGCAACUUGUGGGUCAACAGAGGACGAUCAACAGUGCCACUAGUCCUCAGCCUUGCCUCAGAAGGAGCUUCUCUGAUCACAGGCCUGAAUUCCAGCUUCCACUGCCAGUUUUUGUUACAGCAGAAAGUGACCCUGUGCUUAAUCAAGCAAGCAUGGAAAAUGGCCUUUUAAAGGAAGGAGACUCUUGGAAAAGCAAAUAUUUCUCUGAGGGAAAAGGAAUAGGCAAGUCAUCUUCUUAUCCUGAACUCUACAUUGUGGGUCAAGGACUCCAGAAGGCCUAAGUGAAAUUAGUAAGAUUGGAAGAAGUCAGAACCCAGACUGAAGAUAUCUAAUGUUGUCCUAUGGAACCUACAUUCCUUUUACUAUCUAUAUCCGAGAAGACAAGAUAUUGGGUAGAAUUUGACAGCUGAACACUGUGAGGCUCUAAAAUACAUUUGUACUGCAUUCUAAGCUGUAGAGCUCACAGCUUAGAAAAUAAGAGUAUCUAUUCAAAAUAUGCAAAGAUCAGUAGUGUUGUGAGCCACAGAAAGCAUGUAAAAUGCCAGACAUCUCCUACACAACCUAAUUUUAGAUAACUCUAGUAAAGGGGUAAAGUCUACAUAGUUUAGGGAAUGACAAGGGAAAGCAGCCGAUGAAAACAUCUGGUGUAGAGUCUCCUUUAUCACUUAUAUUUUUAUGAAAGUUUGUUGUUAAACUAAGAAAAAAGACUACCAUUGGAAGUGGGUAUGCCUAUUUAACAAAAGGAUCCCAUAGUAGGCACAAUCAGUUUCAAAUAACUAUUUCAUUAGGCAACAGAGUGGUUGUUCCUUGCCAUCCAUUAUUUACACAUUAAGAACAACUAUAAAAGAAUUAAGAGUUUCUGGAAGUCUAGUUAACAUCAAGGAGAUGCCCAUAGCCAUACUAAUGCUCAUGGUCACUUUCCAGUAGUAGCUUCUGCUGGACUACAGAAAGCUUAAUAGAAAAGCAGCAAUAUCUGUUAAAAAAACCUGGAAGCACAAUUCAAUAGUGCACAUAACUCUUUCUUGGACAAAGAUAGAUGACAGAGAUAGAUUGAUAGAUAGAUAGAUUAUAGAGAUGAUAUCUAUUAGGAAGAGCACUGAGUUCUGUCUGUAAGUGAAGUAAGCAGAUGAUAUAGUAUAAAUAACUGGGAUGAACUAUGUAUUGGAAUAGUAACCCCAAAGGAGAUUUUUGGCCAUCUUUGGUCAGUCCACACAUACUGCAAAACUAGGUUGUAUAUCACCUAGUUUUUGACUGUAUAUCCAUGUAUUCUAGUUAGCUAUGCAUCUUUGUCUUGUAUUAUUCUGAAGUGCCAUCAUUAAUGUAUAAGGGAAUAAAAAUUAAGUAGCCAAUACACAAGAGUA